AUGACUUCUGCUGGUGAAAAGCAGCAUUAUGCUUUAGUUCUUUUGGAGCGUCUCUUCAAUCAUUUACCCUCUACUGCUCGAGUGGGUGUACUGUAUGAUAUUGGCUGUCAACUUCAUCGAAGUUGUGUCAAAUGGGGCUUUUUGAAAGAAUUCUUUGAUCGUUUAAUCUGGGCAAUUUCUGUUUUCCAUGCAUAUGGUCACCAAUGGGCUUGCCAACUCAUUUACCAUCCAAGAAAAUGUAUUGGCUUUGGCUUGACUGAUGGUGAGGGCUGUGAAAGAUUUUGGAGCUCAAUCAAGCUCUUAAUUCCAUCUUUGCGUGUCAGUGGCUACUAUACCACUUCAGUCACCCACUAA
Molecule: messenger RNA, 354 nt
Organism: Laccaria bicolor S238N-H82
Lineage: Eukaryota; Fungi; Basidiomycota; Agaricomycetes; Agaricales; Hydnangiaceae
Exons: 1
Coding region: 1-354 (117 amino acids)
Source: RefSeq, a predicted model, not a curated record